UCUAGAGUUAUCGAUUAUUACAGUGUUAAUAACUGUAACAAUGAGAACAGUACCGAAAUGGGUGAAUAAAAUUCACGAAGCCGAUAAAAUAGAAUUUUCCAGUGUCCACACGAUAUGCUACAGUCCAGAUGGUACUCAACUGGUAAUUGGUGCUGGCGAAAAAGUUAUGGUUUAUGAUCCCAGAGAUGGGUCUUUGGUCCAAUUACUUCAGGCUCACAAAGGCGCGGUGCACGCCGUAGCUUACUGUGGUGACGGGAAAAAAUUUGCAAGCGGCAGCGCCGAUAAAAAUGUUAUCAUAUGGACGUCAAAAAUGGAAGGAGUGCUCAAAUAUUCGCACAGUGAAGCGAUUCAAUGUCUAGCAUAUAAUCCUGUUACAUAUCAUUUGGCAUCAUGUGCACUCUCGGACUUUGCAUUUUGGUCAGCGGAAGUGAAGGCAGUGCAGAAGUAUCGAAUGACAGGACGCAUCACAAGCUGUGCUUGGGCCCCCAAUGGCCAGUACUUAGCUGUUGGGCUCGCCACUGGUGCUGUUUCAAUAAGAGAUAAAGUUGGUGAUGAAAUAAGAAGGAUAACGAGAGAAGCCGCAGUGUGGGCUGUGAAUUUUACCAAAACAUGUCUUAUUGUCUCGGAUUGGAAUGAGACUUUGUCAUUUUAUAAUGUACAGGGACAACAAAUACUUAAAGAAAGGAACAUAGGUAUAGCAGCACUAUCAGUGUCAAUGCUUGGCGAAUUAAUACUGGUGGGAGGUGUUGGAGGAUGGGCAGUGCUCACUUCUGAAGGUGUGCCCAUUCUUAACACGCCUCAAUGGGUCUGGUCCAUCACUCCAUCACCGUCCCUUGCUACACUUGCAGUGGGUUGCCAGGAUGGCACUCUAUGGUGCUACCAAACCGUGUUCAGCACAGUGCACGGGCUGUACCGCGAGCGGUACGCCUACCGCGAGAACAUGACCGACGUCAUCAUACAGCACCUCACCACCGGCACCAAGGUGCGCAUCAAGUGCCACGACAGGGUGCAAAAGAUCGCCAUAUACAAACAUCGAUUAGCGGUGCAACUGCCGGAGCGUGUGGUGGUAUACGAGCAAGGCGACGUGGAGGGCAUGCUGUACCGGGUGAAGGAGAAGCUGCCGCAGAAGACCGAGUGCUCGCUGCUGGUGGCCACCAGCGACGCGCUGCUGCUGUGCCAGGACACCAAACUAUCAAUUAUUGGAAGGCGGAUACCAAAGACAUGGACAGUACCAUCACCGAUUCGUUACGUCAAAGUUACCACCUUGUAUUUUGAAGAAGUAUUAUUACUGGGCCUGUUAAAUGGACAAAUAUGGCAAGUGGAGCCGCGCGGCGGAGGCUGCAAGCUGGUGCUGUCGACGCCGGGCAGCGUGCGGUGCCUGGACGUGAGCGCGGCGCGCGCGCGGCUCGCCGUCGUCGACGACGCGUCCGUCGCGCGCGUCUACAGCCUGCCCACCGCCGAGCUCAUCUACACGGAAGAGAACGUGUCAUCGGUGUCAUGGAACUCGUGGUGCGACGAGUUACUAGCGCUGUCUGGCGGCGGGCUGCUCGCCGUGAAAGCGGCCCACUUCCCGCCCGCCACGCAGCCGCUGCUCGGCUCCGUGGUCGGCUUCCAGGGUGGUCGAGUGUUCUGCCUACAGUCUAACUCGAUGCAAACAAUUAACGUACCGCUCUCACACGCCGUUCACCAGUACGUGCAGCAGAAAAUGUUCAAUGAGGCGUACGCAGUGGCGUGUCUCGGCGUGACGCCGCUGGACUGGGAGCGGCUCGGCGAAGCCGCUUUGGAGGAGCUGGCGUUCGAAGUCGCCCGCAAGGCCUUCCAGCGCAGCGAGAACCUCAUCUUCCUCUCGCUCAUCGACCACCUACAGGAGCGGUUUGAGGCAGGCGAGAAGCGCGCAGUAAUCGUUGGCGAGGUGUUGGCUUACCGCGGGCACUACGGCGACGCGGCGCGUGCCUUCCGGGGCGCGGGCCGCGAUGACCGCGCGCUGGACCUGUACGUAGAUCUAAGGAUGUUCAACAAGGCCCAGGAGUUCGUGGGAGAAGGCGAGGGCGGUGCGGCGCUGGCGCGGCGGCGCGCCGAGUGGGCGCGGCACGUGAGCGAGCCGCGCGCCGCCGCAGAGAUGUACCUGGCGGCCGGUGACGUGCGCCGCGCGGCGCAGCUCAUGGCCGAGAGUGGCCGCAGGGACAUGUUGAUAGAGCUAGCACGCAAGCUGGACAAAGGUUCAAGCGAGUCUCUGCGAUACGUGGCUGAGGCCCUGGCUACGGCAGGCGAGCCCGCGGCCGCGGCGGACGUGUACCAGCGACUUGGCGACUACAGGAAAGUAGCGCAGCUGGCAGUGGCGGCGGGCGAGUGGCAGCGCGCGUUCGCUCUCGCGCGCGAGCACGCCGAGUGCCGCCGCGACGUGUUCCUGCCGCACGCGCACCGCAUGGCGCGCGAGAGCAAAUUCGUCGAAGCGCAGAAGGCGUACCACAUGGGCGGCGAGUUGGAUACGGCGCGGCGGGUGUUCUCUAUCCUCGUGAACAACGCCGUGGCCGAGGAGCGGUUCGGCGACGCGGGCUACCUGCACCACCUGCUGGCCGCGCAGUGCCUCGAGACGGCCGCCGCCGCGCACGGCAGGGACCAGGAGCGCAGCAUGCGCGAAUACACCCACAACUGGGUGCUGGCGCGCGUGUACCACGCGUACGAGUCCGUGCACCGCUGCGUGCACGAGCCGUUCUCGCUCAGCCAGCCCGAGGCGCUGCUCAACGCGGCCCGCCUCGUGCUGGCGCUCGUCGCCGACCGCCCGCCGCCCGGCGUCUCCAUGUUCUGUUUAUAUUUAUGUCUCGCUAAGCAAGCGAAGACCCUCAACGCCCAUUCGCUCGCUCGGCAAAUGUUGGACAAGAUCUUGGCUCUACAAAUACCACAAAAAUUUCAGGAGAGCGUAGAGCUGUUGAUCCUGAAGAGCCGAGCGGGCGGCACGUCGGACGGCCGCGACGACGACGUGUCCCCGCUGUGCUGGCGCUGCCGCCGCCACGCCGCUCCCACGCCGUCGCCGCGCUGUCUACACUGCAAGCACACGCCUGCGUACUCACUGCCUUCGCACGAUGUACUGCCUCUAGUGCAGUUCGUGCCAGCGGAGGGCAUAUCGUACGAAGAAGCCUUGGAGCUCAUAGAACGUACGUCACUACCCGACACUGACGCGCAGGAGGACACGGGCGGCGCCGAGGUGCUCCGGAUAAACCACGACCUCGACGACGCGGACCCCUUCCUCGACAAGUUUGAUGAGGAAGAAGAGGGCGGGCCGGUGGUGUGUUCCCGCAGCGCGCUGCUGCGCCUCAGCCCGGCGAGCGUGGUGGUGGUACGCGCGGGCGCGGACGCGGGCGCGGGCGCGGACGCGGGCGCGGACCGCGCGGGCCUGCCGCCGCCGCUGCUUUACCGCAACAUGCUGCCCGAGCUGCCCGUCAUACCCUGCCCGCACUGCGGUUCCUUGUUCUACCUGGAGGACUACGAGGUGGUGUUGGUGACGAAGGGCCAGUGCCCGUUCUGCCGGCAGGCCGGCGAGCGAGGCCCGCGCGAGCCCGACUCCGCACCCGCCACGCCGCCUAGCGAAGCCGCUGCCAUCGACUCCUGGCGAUAACAUCCCCUAUGCCCACUAUGCCCCCUCCUACUUGUCCCCCACCCACAGGUAAUUCUUUUAUUUUCAUUCCAACCUUCCUGCGAUACAAACAAGAUUAGGCCUGAUUUAGACGGCGUGCGAACUCGCGAUUCGAUUUUAAUUACAUUGCGCGCUGUUGAAGUUACGUACAAAUUUGCACAGUCAUCAAAUACAUGAUAAAACUUGUAUGCUAAUUCUCGUACCGUCUAAAUCGGCGGCGGAUCUAACGACCAUCCUAGCUAAAUUGGUUUAAGUAUGACUUAAGUUACGGAAUGUCCAAUUUGGAUCUAUAUAGCCUUAACUGGCUCCAAAAUGUUAUACAUUAAGUAAGACUGGUCAAAGAAAGUAAUACGUCAAAUAAUUAUGUGUUUAUUAUACGUCUGCCAUCCAAUUGGUUUCAUAAAAUCACUUAAUGAUUCUGAAUUUGUGACGGUAUCAGGAAUACAACAUGAUUUAGUUAUCUUAUAAGAUUCAAGGUUCAUUAUCAUCAUUCUCUUGUCCUCUUCCCAUUAUUUGGGGUCGGCGCAGCAGAUUUUCCUUCUCCAUUCCUCUCUAUCAGCCGUCAUUUCCAUACUAACACAUUCCAUACUAACUCAUAUUCCAUCACACAUUCCAUCCAUCUUUUCUCAGGCCUUCCACAACCGUUAUAAGAUUCAAGGGUAUGUAACCUUAUUAAUUAGCUGUGCCCUGGUUGAUCAAAUUUACCUGUACCUAUCUUUGGGUUGAUCAGUUAAUACCUAAGGCCUACUUGAGAAUGUCGGCCCAUGUCGAUUACUCGUAGUUUGUGCUACGGAGUAUGAAACUGUUUUAAAAUAUGGUAGCGUAAUAAAUGUUGGUCAAUACAUUCAAAAGAUGUCAGUUAGGCAGGAUUACUAUAAACAUCAUUAUUAAAACGCAUUCCUCCCAUGUUAUUUAAAGUGGUAGAGAGAGAAAAAGAGAAGGCCAGUGCCAUUUACUGUGUUUUCACAUUAUCCGAUCCGAUAUCAGAUGUAGGACCGAUAUCCAAUAUAUUUCAGCCGCCACCUUUGAUUUUUGCGUUUGAAAUCGGAAUUGUGUUUGA
Leguminivora glycinivorella is the source of this 4694-nucleotide messenger RNA. RefSeq names its product intraflagellar transport protein 122 homolog (gene Oseg1). Gene Ontology annotation, molecular function: protein binding. Gene Ontology annotation, cellular component: non-motile cilium; intraciliary transport particle A. Gene Ontology annotation, biological process: non-motile cilium assembly; intraciliary retrograde transport; protein localization to cilium. The record is from RefSeq and is a predicted model, not a curated record. Lineage: Eukaryota; Metazoa; Arthropoda; Insecta; Lepidoptera; Tortricidae.